Molecule: messenger RNA, 609 nt
Organism: Acanthosepion pharaonis
Lineage: Eukaryota; Metazoa; Mollusca; Cephalopoda; Sepiida; Sepiidae
Source: the annotation of a GenBank genome assembly
AUGCGCCGAAAUAUUCCAAAAAGGAAUUGGAUUCAUCUAUCUAUCUAUCUAUCUAUCUAUCUAUCUAUCUAUCUAUCUAUCUACCUCAUUCUUUCUCGGUCGUUUUCUCUCUUUCUCUCACGUUCUUUCUCUCUUAAUCUUUCUCGUUUUCUAAUACUUUUCGUUCUCUCUCUCUCUUUCUCUCUCCUUUCUCCCCUCCCUAUAUCUCUAUCGUAUACAAUUUCCUUCAUAUUUCUAUGCCACCUUUUUUUUCCACCAUUUUUUCCACCAAUCUCUUUUGGUCAUUUUCCUUCGCUCUUUUUUUUUUCGUUCCUUCCCUGUAUUAUUUAUUAUUCUAUUUCUUUUUCUUUUCAUUUUACAUUAUCAUCAUUUUUCUUCAAUUUUCGUAUUCAACUUGGAUUUGUUAUCGUUCCUCCUAUUAUUUUUCUUUCACUUUCGUUUUCGCUUAAUACUUUCACUUUCAUUUUUUUUAUUCGACGUUCGCUUUCCUUGUACCGUUUCUACUUUUACUUUCAUUUUCCUUUUUCCAUUGCCCGUUUCUUCAUAAUAUUUCACUGUUUUCUUUAUGUUUUUCCCUGUCCUUUUUCAAUAUUUUUCCUUUUCCCUUGA